Molecule: messenger RNA, 1545 nt
Organism: Periconia digitata
Lineage: Eukaryota; Fungi; Ascomycota; Dothideomycetes; Pleosporales; Periconiaceae
Source: the annotation of a GenBank genome assembly
CCGUUCUCCACUCUUCCCUUCGACCCUCUAUUUUACAUCUCCAGUCGACAAAAUGGUCCGCGAUUCAUCAUGACUUGGAGGCCCUCCAAGAUACCAUAUAAUUCGAGGAAUCGUCUCGCAAACGUUCAUCGACGCCCUCGUCCUCUGCAAAUCUCUUCAUCAUCAUUCGUGCAACUAAACCAAGCGCGCAGCUUCAACAUUCCCUUGGAAGACCCGACUGAAAGAAAACCAUCACCAGAUAUUGAGGACAAAAGAUCUGACCGUAUAGCUUUCACACAACUGCCGGCUAGGGUAACAGUAAAGAACAAGGUCUUAACCCCGAGGGAAAGCAAGAGAUUUUACAGUCAAUCUGUACGAAAGAACAAUAAAAUAUCGUCAAGAUACUACAAAACGAUAACGUACGUAAGGGACAGGGGAGCAGGAGCUCAAGCGCUUACUCUGGAGCGAAAGGGAGAAGGCACAAAUCAGCAGGGGAAAAAACCGACAACCAAGCAGUCCAAGAUUGGCCGGCGUAAAGGCUUCAAAAUCAAUUACGACCUCGGUGCCGACGACACAUCUAACAUGCACAACAGCUCUCCUAUACGGAGGGUUUUGACCCAGUCUCAGAACUUUCGUAUACGGCAAGUCUUGACGACAGCACCAAGAGGUCCGGCAUACUCCACAAUGAUCAAAGCCGACACUACUGCAGGCCACAGCUGGUACUGGGAAACCCUCGCGCCAACCUUUGCUCAAAAAGCGCAAGCAAACCUCUACUUCACACAGCAAGCAUCACCAAAGAUCCUGACAUCGGUCGCGCAAUUCCGUCACUUCCCCGAAAGCAACGUACCCGAAGUCGCCUUUGUAGGACGCAGUAAUGUCGGCAAAUCGAGCCUCCUCAAUACACUCGUCAAUACCAAACUUCUCGCCCGCACAUCUGCCACCCCUGGCUUCACAAAAACCAUGAACCUUUACGGCAUUGCGCCAAAAAACAAUAUCAUGCUAUCCAAAUCACCUACCGGCCACGAGAAGAUAACCGGUGCAGGCGCCCUCACUAUAGUUGAUAUGCCUGGGUACGGCGAGGGUUCGCUGACGGAAUGGGGUACCGAAAUCAUGAAGUAUCUCCAGAACCGCAAACAGCUCCGCCGUGUCUUUGUUUUAAUUGACGCCAUGCACGGCAUCAAAGAGAAAGACCAGUCGCUUCUGUCUAGCCUUAGAGUAGGCGGUAUUCCGCAUCAAGUCAUUCUUUCCAAACUUGACAGAAUAUACGUCCCUGCGGGGAAGACGAUGAAGAAUCGCGAUGGACGUUCGAUUAAAAAGAAGGGAACUUUGCAAAGCUUGGAGCUUGCUAUGGCGGACUUCAGGGAACAGAUCCAGCCGCAUGGAGUUGGGGCUCUCGGUGAGCUGUUGGGAGUUAGUUCGGAGGUUUUAAUCGAUGGGAAAGGGUUGGGUGUGGAUGCUGUGAGGUUUGCCGUCAUUCGAGCUGCCGGAUUAACAUUAGGAGCCAAAGGCAAGGUGGGAGUGAAUCUUGCCAGAUAUACUGUGGUGGACGACUCCAAGUCGCCCUGA